Molecule: messenger RNA, 5648 nt
Organism: Mercenaria mercenaria
Lineage: Eukaryota; Metazoa; Mollusca; Bivalvia; Venerida; Veneridae
Exons: 5
Coding region: 1-1134 (377 amino acids)
Source: RefSeq, a predicted model, not a curated record
AUGCCAGGACGACAUACACCGAGAGUAUGGAGUCAUUCAGACGUGGGACGCGGGAGGAAAGGGUCGGUUUAUCUAACUCUCGAAUGCAGAGGUGAAAAUGGAUUAAGGAAUGCAUUUAGAUUAUUUGAAAACGACGACUCGCCUAACACAGUUGAUAAAUUGUCGGAGGCACUUGCCCGAAAAGUCGGGACAAAAGUAGAACUUCAAACAGGGAUUGACAUUGACAAAAAAGACACUUUAGAAAAGGAAAACAUCAUUUAUAGACGACAGCACAACCAAGACGAAAAAAGAAAAGAUGUGGGGAAAAGAGAGGCAGAGGAAAAACGCCUGCGAGAAGAAGAAAGAAAAACGGAGGAGGAACGCAAGAAGUGGAAAGACGAAGGCGAGAGGAGACAAAAGCGAGAGGAAGACGAGAGAAAAAAACAAGAAGAAGAAAGACGACGAAAAUUAGAAGAGAUGCGACAGCGAGAUGAGGAAAAACGCAAAAGAGAAAAAGAGAAAACUCGGCAAGACGAAGAAAGACGAAAUUUAGAAGAAGAGAUGCGACAGCGAAAUGAGGAAAAACGCAAAAGAGAGGCAGAGGAAAAACGCCUGCGAGAAGAAGAAAGAAAAACGGAGGAGGAACGCAAGAAGUGGAAAGACGAAGGCGAGAGGAGACGAAAGCGAGAGGAAGACGAGAGAAAAAAACAGCAAGAAGAAAGACGACGAAAAUUAGAAGAGAUGCGACAGCGAGAUGAGGAAAAACGCAAAAGAGAAAAAGAGAAAACUCGGCAAGACGAAGAAAGACGAAAUUUAGAAGAAGAGAUGCGACAGCGAAAUGAGGAAAAACGCAAAAGAGAAAAGGAGAAACAUCGGCAAGAUGAAGCAAGACGAAAGCUUGAAGAAUAUGAGCGCGGAACGAGUGUACCCACAAAAAUGUGUGUACUUGGUGUAUGUGCUGGUAUUGGUAUUGGUAUUGGUAUGAUGGUUGGUCCUCCAUUGGGUGCAGCCGUCGGUAUGGCAGUUGGAGCUAUAUCAGUGAUGACACUUUUGAACCAACCAGUGUUUGAUGUCAGAGGAGAAUAUGAAGAACAGAAAGAAGAAGAAAGACGAAAGCGUGAAGCUGCUGAACGAGGAACGAGAAAAGAAGAAUAGAACAGGAAACAAAAUGCUACUUGUGAUGGUCGAGCAGCUGCAGGUGGUCGUCUUCGAUUAAGUAGAUUCCUGUGAGCUCUAAGAGCAAAUUUAAUGGCAGAGACGGAAAAGACAUAAACUGGUAGUCUCAAAUAGGAUAGUCCAGCUUCAAUACAUUGAAAAUCCACAGGAAUUACUAACAAUAAAAUAAAGAGAUCAGAAGAAUUUGAUCGCCUUCGAUGAUAGUAGGCAAAACACUUGGAGCUCUAAGAGCAAAUUUAGUGACGCAGACGAUAUAGACACAAACUAGUAGAUUUAACGAGGCUUUUCCAGCUUUAGUAUACUUACAAUCCACGGGAAUUACUAACAAUGAAAUAAAUUUAAGAGAUCAGAAACAUAUUAAAUAGGCACUUACUUUGCAUUGUGGUAUUCAAUGUAUACGUAUCAGAAUCGGUAUGCAUCGCUAUACAAACCUCAGCCCAUACAAAGCAUCAGUACCGGUCACUGCGGCUCGUUAUCUGAUUUACUGCAUGCUCGUGUACAGUGUAUAAUGUACAGUGGCGCUCGCGAUAAAUUUCCCUGUAAUCUCGUUUGUAAACGCUUUCGAAACGGUUCCCGUUUCCGUUAAAGACCUAGAUUCAUUACUAUAUAAGUGUACACUCCCCACGCCCCCCCCCCCCCCCCCCCCCCCCCCCCCCCACACACACACAGAAAUCCAAUAUACAACUCUCAUCUUAUCUGCUGUUUAUCAGCGAUAAUGUAACAGUAGCUGAGUAGAGGGCAAUUAGCACAGCAGGAAUCCAAACUAGACCAUGAAGAUGAAAACCAAACGUACAGUGGAGUUGAAAGAAAUUAAUAUUCCCUUGUUGAAUGUGAAAUAAUAAUGAUAAUGAUAAUAAUAAUAAUAAUAAUAAUAAUAAUAGAUGUUAUUAUAAUAAUAAUAGGUAUUAUUUUUAUAAUGAUUAUUAUCAUUAUUAUUAUAACUAUAUCUAUAUUAUCAUUAUUAUUAUUAUACAGACAAUUAUUAUCAUCAGAUUAUAAUUAUUCUAUAAUAUUACAAAUUAAAAGCAUAAAAAUAUAGUGAUAAUAUCAAAAAUAAUAAUGAUAAUAAAACUCAGGUACAUGUAUUAUAGUGAAAACUCAAUGACUUUUUCUUGUGUUGACAAACAAUAUCUUAUAAUACUAGUAUCAUAAUAAUAAUGAAAAAGGUCAUACCGGUGAAGAUGACCCUUCCAUAAACUUUAUAUAGAAAACUUUCAAAAAGAAUAAGAAAAUGAUUUUCUAAUAAACAUGAAAUUAUGGAAUAUAAUAUUACUGGAUAUAAUCAAAUUAUUGUGUUCUGUCUGUUCUGAAUUUUUGAUUGCGGUUUGCCUAACGUUUUUUGUUUACGUUUUUCGUGCUUUACUUUAUAACCCUGAAAUGGACAUUCGGUUUUCAAUCUUAGACAAAUGGUAUUUACAGUACUCUGCAAUAGAUGUUUUUAAGAAAAGUAAAGUUUGAUUGUGUGCGUAGCUCCUGACAGUACUUGAAAAAUAAUAAGAAGUUGCAUAUUACUCCUAAAACAUAAUGAAGUUUGCGAUAUAUUCCUAAAGAAGGUUCUUCUUAUUUUAAUAUUAUGUUUAAUCACCAAAUAUUUUUCUUGUCAAAAUAGAUAAAACUUAAUUAAAAGUUAUCAGAUAUUUAUUUAAAAAAUACAAUGUUACCCGUUCUCACUAAUUGUUACACUUAUAAAGUAGACUGUAUUUCCAAUAAACAAUGACCCUUGUUUAUUGAAACCAUACUGUGAUAUUCAUUAGCCCCCAACUGAGCUAAUGAAGACAAAUAUCUCUUGGCCCACUGACAAGAUCUAGGCCUUUGACUAACGGUUAUCUCAGUAAUCUUUCAAUCAAAUGAUAUCUAAACGAUAAGCGUUAAUCGAGAAUCGAUCAGCCAAUCAAAAGCUUGGCGGCGUUCCCAAUAAGUCAAAUGGUAUCUAAACGAGAAGUUUUAAUCGAAAAUCAUUCAGGCAAUCAAAAGUUCGAUAGGCGUUCCGUUUACAAAUAAGUGGAUCGGUAACAAAAAGAAACAAACAAAAAAACUGCAAUUCAUUCUACUUUGAAAUUGUGAAAAUGUAAUUUACCAUUUAUACCCGGUAUGACGAGAUACUGGAAAGGUCUUAAUAUUAUCGGGAAAUGUCUGUCACAUGUUUAUUAUUCGAUAUUAUUGAACUAUUGUUCAUAUUUUAUUUCUUUAUUUAAAAAGAAAAUGAGUUAUGCAAAUAAAAAUAUCUAUCGAUCUUACAGUUUUUACGAAUAAAUGACAAUAUAUGAGCCGGUAAAUGAAAUGGUCUGAAACGGUCUGCUAUGUUUGUUUUGUGAUUUAUUUGAUUAUUACGUCAUAUUUCACUAAAAAGUUAAAACAGAAAAUAAAAGUACAAAAGGUUCUUUCUUCAGUUUUAGAUGAAUUUACAUAUAUUUUACACAUCAGCGUAUAAAUCACGCUCACCGAAAAGGAUUGAACAUCGGAAAGGAUCUCUAAUAUAUUUAUUUUGGGUAUUAUUUCAGUAUUUUUUUCGUAUUUUAUUUAUCAUUUGGAAAUGUAAAAUGAUUUUCUGUUUUAAAAUGAAAGAAAGACAAAAUGUGAGUCAGUGCUUAAAACAUGCUGAUCGGAAAGGGCUGGACAUAUUUGGAAAUGCCUGCUAUAUAUUUAUUAUUGCACUUUAUUUCAUUAUUCUUUUACGAGUCAUAUAAAACACAUAAAAAAAUAAAUGCAAUUUUCACCAAAUCACACAACAGCCUUUACUAUGCGUCGCAAGACAGAUAAAAUAUAAGAUCAGUUUAAGAAACUCAUGCAUUGAUAAAUUGUGACUGAAUUUGAUUUAAGAAAUAAUAAAUAUGUGCCUAUAUUUUAUCAGUUAAUAAAAUAUGGGCAGGAGUUCAGAUGCGUAAUAAUUAAAUCACGAGUGCGUAGCACGAGUGAUUUAAUAUUCGCGUCCGAACGACUGCCCAUAUUUUAUCAACUGAUAAAAUUAUUGGAACAUAUUUAUUAUUUCGAUUCUAACCACGCAAAUUCUUCGCAUUUUACAGCACUACAUUUUAGCGCGAUAUGUCAUUCGGUUGGCCAUAUGCUAUUAUAAAAACCUCCCCACGAAUGGAAAGCGUUACAUCAAACGGAAUUUUCCGAUAUUCAAUAAAUUUUAAUUAAGUUAUUAAGUAGUUAUUGCCGUGAAAAUGUUAUUUUUAAUAACAUCUAAGGUCGGAUAUAGAAAUCAGAGAUAAAUACUUAAUGCAGAGUUUAUAUAUGCAGUUUCUAAAAAUAGUACACGUCACCUACAUGAUGGCACUGAAACAUACACGCUAGGACAUUGCGGCGGCAUAUAAACACGUAAACACUUGAGUCUGGAAGAUUGGAACAUGAAUUAUGAUUUAUUUACUGUCAAAGUAGAAUCUAGUUGACAUUUGUGGUGCCUAGCUACAACGCAGGAAUUGUACACUACACACACGACCAGACAUAGAUGCACUGGUGUUGAAGUUGAAACUUACCGGGCUGAAACAUUUUCUUACGGUAAAAAUAUCAACAAAUAAAUUCAUCAGUUAGAAAUUGUUUGUUUCAGAAAAUUUGAUGUACUUUUUAUUACUACUAGCACUGAAAAAUCGAAUAUUUAGUCGGUAUUAUACUGUAUAUAAUGGAAGCAGAGUAGAAUCUCACAGUCAUGUUACAAUCGUAGGGCGGAAUGGAAGAGCUAUAUUUUAUCGUAGAUUCAUGUAUAGGCGAAUUCGCUAUAUGUUUAUAUAGCAGCUGCUGCGGAUCGUGUUAGAAUGGAUUAUCACACCUAUCGAUUAUAACCAUUAUUUUUUUUGGACUUAACGUCGCACCGACACAUGAUAGGUCAUAUGGCGAUUUUCCAGCUUUAAUGGUGGAGGAAGACCCCGGGUGCCCCUCCGUGCAUUAUUUGAUCACGAGCGGGCACCUGGGUAGAACAACCGACCUUCCGUAAGCCAGCUGGAUGGCUUCCUCACAUGAAGAAUUCAACGCCCCGAGUGAGGUUCGAAACCACAUCGAUGAGGGGCAAGUGAUUUGAAGUCAGCGACCUUAACCACUCAUCCACGGAGGCCUCGAUUAUAACCAUUAAUUAGGAUAUCUUGCAAGUACACAAAAUUAGCACGCGACAAUUUUUUCCACUGACUUCUAUUAUACCUUUGACUUCUUAACAGCUGAUCGCCUCUAUUUACUUUAGUUGCUUUCUUUAAGAGAAUUUCGCUUGAUACUACUAGUGUAAAGUGUUUUAGAUUUUAGCAUACAUGUUUUUCAAUAAAAUACACAAAGGGUUAUAUGUGUUCUGUUUGCAUGAAAUAGUGUGACUAAACAUUCGGUAAAGUAUGUGCAUUUAGAUAUGAUCGUGCAAUUUAUGGCAUAAUUAUCCAUAUAAUUUGAAAAUGAAGAACAACAGGUAAAUUUGGUGUAAUAUUCUGUUGUUGUUUUUUUUGCAAACAGUUCAAAACGAAGAUACAUACGUAUUCCUGUAAAUUUUCAAGGAAUAAAAUAACAAGGUUUUA